Pseudovirgaria hyperparasitica is the source of this 1205-nucleotide messenger RNA. RefSeq names its product serine/threonine-protein kinase-like protein. The transcript is spliced from 2 exons. Bases 1 to 975 code for a protein of 324 amino acids. Lineage: Eukaryota; Fungi; Ascomycota; Dothideomycetes; Acrospermales; Acrospermaceae. Gene Ontology annotation, molecular function: ATP binding; protein serine/threonine kinase activity. Gene Ontology annotation, cellular component: cytoplasm; nucleus. The record is from RefSeq and is a predicted model, not a curated record. Gene Ontology annotation, biological process: mitotic DNA damage checkpoint signaling; protein phosphorylation.
AUGCAUCCUGGUAUACGAAAACCAAGUAAUCUUUUCAUGCCAGGGUUGGCCGGACCCGGCAGAACGAUUGCCCGCAACUCCUCCUAUAUGAGAAAUGCCACUUCUAUAUCAAGCACUUUCAGCAGCCUCACUUCGACAGCGAAGCAGAUUUCAGCCAUGGUCAACGAAGACCUGCCAAUAUAUUCGUCUCGGGACCUCUCCCCGCUCUACGAAGCGUUCACAAUGGAAGAUGACGAGAAUGGCAAUGAAGUAUUCGUAUAUUCAUCCUUCGGCUACAUAACCGAUGAGUGGGUAGUCUACUUCGGUCAAUCCGAUGUUCGAAAACGCGAUUUGACACUGGAUAUUAUAAGAGAAAGUCUUAAACGUCUCCCGGAUGAGGAUGUGUAUCCUGAAGCUCCUUCAAACAUCACAGUAUUCUCACUUCCGAUCGAUGAAACCUUCUACCUUAAGAAGCCAAAACUAGGCUUAGCCUUCGUAGGUACAGGCCUAUUACCAAAACUUGUGCUAUACGAAGCCCAAACAAUGGAGCUUCUUCUACGUAACCCACACCCACACAUCAUUAGGUAUCAUGGCUGUUUGAUCGAACGUGGUCGUAUCGUUAGCCUUGUCCUGGACCGCCUUCCGGAUACGCUCUACUAUCGACUAGAAAAGCCCAGCCCUAAGGCGAAACCCUUUGACGUUAAGAACUGCAUGCGUAAAAUUGAAUCUGCGGUCUGCCACCUUCAUAAACUUGGACUAGCACACAACGACCUCACGCCAAUGAAUGUGAUGAUCGACAAUAGCGAUGACCCCGUUCUCAUCGACUACGGCUCAUGCCAGCCAUUCGGGAAUGAGCUUAUCACAGCGGGCACGAUUGGAUGGAUUGACGAAGAGUUCACAACUUCAGCGCAAGAACACGAUCACAUUGCGUUGGAAAAGAUACGAACGUGGAUGGAGAAGCUAGCAAGUCCUGCCCAUGACGAGAGGACUGGGUAGAGACAGUAAUCUCGUGUCUUUUGUGUCGGUUCUCAAAGAAACCUCCUUCGACCAUCUCAUGUAUUGUUCGCCGAGGAUGACGGGCUGUAUGAGGGGUUCGUCGGUGGUACGUAGGUAUCCGAAGUCUUGCAAUCUGUGCGUCUGCAGUCGUCCUUCUGUCUAAGUCUUUGUGUUCGAUACCCGCCAGGAACUCUAGCAUCUGGUGUGACCGUAACCACAGUGUGAAAGAU